Messenger RNA from Lacerta agilis (Sand lizard), 1642 nucleotides. RefSeq names its product cytochrome P450 2D14-like. The transcript is spliced from 9 exons. Gene Ontology annotation, biological process: xenobiotic metabolic process; arachidonate metabolic process. Bases 45 to 1562 code for a protein of 505 amino acids. The record is from RefSeq and is a predicted model, not a curated record. Gene Ontology annotation, molecular function: iron ion binding; oxidoreductase activity, acting on paired donors, with incorporation or reduction of molecular oxygen, reduced flavin or flavoprotein as one donor, and incorporation of one atom of oxygen; heme binding. Lineage: Eukaryota; Metazoa; Chordata; Lepidosauria; Squamata; Lacertidae. Gene Ontology annotation, cellular component: cytoplasm; intracellular membrane-bounded organelle.
AGAAGACACAUCCAUUUGGAGCUUUAGACUUGAACACAGAAAUCAUGGUGUUAUUCCUAUCAUUGUUCUCCUUGAUCAUGGCUAUAUGGGAUAAUUUCAUGCUGCUAGGAAUCUUCCUCCUAUUCUUCAUCUUGUCCUUUGAUUUCAUGAAACGUAGGAGACCUUGGAGCCACUACCCUCCAGGGCCAAGACCCCUGCCCUUCAUUGGCACGAUACUACAGAUUGACGUCAAGAACCCUCACCUUUCUUUUAUGUGGCUGUCUAAGAAGUAUGGCAAUGUUUACAGUCUGCAGAAUUUUUAUACUAAUGUGGUGGUACUGAAUGGGAUGGAGACAGUGAAAGAAGCUUUAAGACAUAAAUCAGAAGAUUUUGCUGAUCGCCCUGACUUCACUCUCCAAAAACAUUUGACAGGAAACAAGCAUGGACUGGUACUUGCAAAAUAUACUAGUGCCUGGAAGGAACAAAGGAGAUUCACUCUCUCUGUUUUGAGAGAUUUUGGAAUGGGAAAGAAAUCCUUGGAGUGGCGAGUGGCUGGGGAGACUGAAUAUCUGUGUUCUGCAUUCCGCUCUGAGGAAGGCCAUCCAUUUGACCCCCAUUAUUGUAUAAACAAUGCAGUUAGCAAUGUGAUCUGCUCCAUCACUUUUGGCAAUCGCUUUGACUAUAAGGAAAAGAAUUUCCAGAGACUUUUAUGUCUGUCAGAAGAGACCUUGAAGAAUGCAGUUGGAUUCUUGCCCCAGCUCCUUGAAGUGGUGCCUUGUUUGCUGUACAUCCCUGGAUUGGUACAGAAAGCCUUUGGAUCCCAAAUAGCUAUACUUGACUAUAUAAAUGAGGUUAUAAAGGUGCACAAGGAAACCCGGGAUGCUUCCUGUAGGAGAGACAUCAUUGAUGCUUUUCUAGAAGAAGCAGAGAAGAGAAAAGAGGAUGAGAAGAGCAAAUUCAGCGAUCCCACUCUCAGUCUAAUAAUUGCCGACCUGUUCUUUGCUGGCACCGGCACCGUUGCCAACACUCUGCUUUGGGGUCUGCUCUACCUGGUCCUCCAUCCAAAUGUCCAGACAAAAGUCCAGGAAGAAAUUGAUGAGGUGAUAUGCAAGAAGAGGUCAGCCAAAAUGGAGGACCAGGCAUCCCUUCCUUACACCCGUGCUGUAAUCCAUGAAAUCCAACGUUGUGCAAAUGUUUCUCCAGUGGCGCUGCCCCACAUGACAUACCGGGACACUGUGUUGCAAGACUUCUUCAUCCCCAAGGGUACCACAGUCAUUUUCAAUCUGACAUCUGUACUGAAGGAUGAAACCAUGUGGGAGAAACCAUACAACUUUUACCCAGAACAUUUCCUAGAUGGAAAAGGGCAGUUUGUGAAACAUGAGGCCUUCCUGCCUUUCUCAGCAGGUUUGCGUGUAUGUCUAGGGGAGCAACUAGCCAGGAUGGAGCUCUUCCUCUUCUUCACCAGCCUCCUUCAGCAUUUUACUUUCUGCCUCCCAGAAAAUCAGCCCAAACCACAAGAAGACGGCUGCUUUUCCUCUCUAUUGGCCCCUCAUCCCUUUCAGAUUCAGGCUUUUCCAAGAUAAAAUCAGAUAUUUGCAUAAUUAUUGUGAUGUGUGUGAGAUUAAAAAUCUGGCAUGUGUUGAAAAAUCUCUUUAAGAGAUAU